AUGGAGAAACUUCAGGAGAUGUGGGGAAACUUUCAGUUGAAUGAAGAAGAAGGGGAGGCAAUAGAGAUUGAGGGGGAGGGUAGUUCGGAAGUGCAGAGAAAGGGUGAACGUAGUUUGAUUGGUAAGAUAUGGUCGGAGAGGGUGAUAGGGAAGAACAUAGUUGAAAAUACUAUGGCAAAGGUGUGGAGACUCAGUAAACCAGCAAUUUUCACAGAAGUGGGACGUAAUAUUUUUGUGAUUACCUUUGCAACUCAUGCUGAUAAGAACCGAUUGGAGAGUGGGCGUCCAUGGCUAUUUGAUGGCAACAUAUUUGUCAUGAAUGUGUUUGAUGGGUAUACUCCUUUGGGCCGAAUGUCAUUUGAUAAGGUUGCAAUGUGGGCGCAGUUUCACAAUUUGCCACUGGCAGGGAUGUCUAAGGAGUAUGGGGUAAGGAUAGGGAGCUCGCUUGGGAAGGUGAAAGAGGUGGAGGUGGAUGUGGAUGAUGUGGGGUGGGGGUCGUUUCUUAGAGUAAAAAUCCUUUUGGAUUUGACAAAGCCUCUGGCAAGAGGUUGUACAAUUAAACUGCAAGGGAUUCAAACAUGGGUCCUGAUCACUUAUGAAAAGUUGCCACGGUUCUGCCUUGAUUGUGGAAGGAUUAUCCACGACGAGAUGGACUGCAAGAUUGCUGCUGGAAAAACAAGUGAUACCAAACAGUUUGGUAGCUGGCUUCUUGCGGAUGGAGGAGUUCGUAGGUUUCCAUAUAGUUCUCGACGAGGAAGCACUAUGUUUGGGAAGAGUAGCUCAUCGGAGGAAUGA
This is a messenger RNA of Carya illinoinensis, 795 nucleotides long. RefSeq lists its product as uncharacterized. The record is from RefSeq and is a predicted model, not a curated record. NCBI's taxonomy places the organism in Eukaryota, Viridiplantae, Streptophyta, Magnoliopsida, Fagales, Juglandaceae. Bases 1 to 795 code for a protein of 264 amino acids. The transcript has a single exon.